ACACGAGAACAAGGACAUCAUCUGCUUCUUUCUUUUUUUUUUUUUUUUUUAGUUCAUUAACCUCAACUUCUUCAUAGCGCGGCGCGUCGGUCGCUUCUCACGAGAUGCUUUAAAUAGAUUUCAGACACAUUUUCAUAGACAUCUGCGGGUUUUGCUUUUUCCCUCGCGCGUUUCUGAAUACAUCACACGCUGAGCGAUAGAUACACGCAGGUUCAUUUGAGCGUAGUCUUCAUUUGGCGAUUUUUAUUUCCACUCGUUUUGCAAAUCCGACCCACAUAUGGACAUACGGGGGAAUCUGUUCUGUUUUAAACCUCUCGACAUGAGAUGAAACCCGGAGGAGAUGUUAUGUUCACUAAAUAACGAGAAGAAGAGGACGCGCUAUUUGGGCACAUGAACUGAACGCACAUCACAUGCGCGGAAUAUAAAGAGGCCAAUCGACACUGGUUAUGGUUUUUCUUUAUCAUCCUUUCAUUUCAGGGUUGCUCAGAAUGCUUGAAUUGUAAGCCAUCAGGUUAAAUUUAUAAUAUAGCAUCUGUUAAAGCAGGCAUGCUGAUUCAUAUAUUGUGCAAUGGAUUUUGUAACCACACAGUAAGGGAAGUGUUUGGUGAAUUUAAGGUUAUAUACAGAGCAGGUUUCUUGUUAUGGGAUGUUUAAGCAAAUGAUGGUGGCACUCUAAAGCCAAUUAACACCCAAAUGGAUAACAUUGGCAUACAUGCAGUAUAGGAUAUAAAAUAAUCUCUUUUCUCUUGGCAUUAGAGUUAAUGUUGGAAUCUGUUUGUAUUGGUAUAAUUUGUUAAUUGGCAUUAGUAGUUUAUAAGUCUUAAUUUAGAAGACAAGACAAGACGGGGUACUUCAGAGACCAUAAUCAGCUUAAGGUUUACGGCUGCUGUAGUUGGUGGCACUUCUGCAUCGUGCAUCUCCAUUGCUUUCCAGUCCCGAAGUGGUUUGUUAUUACAGUGCUUCUAAUAUAAUGGACCCCGAUCAUGAUGGUUCCUCCAGCGAUGGCAUGGAGAUGGAGACCAUGCCUGGCUAUAUGGAGCUCGUCACUAGAGCAUAUUCAGUCAUGUUCAGUGCCUUAAGAGACUGUGAAGUCUGUGGGCUGGAGCUGUCCAGAAGAACCUUGCUGGAUCAUGCCUACAUAACCUGGACGGAGAUCUUCAUGUUCUUCAUGUGCGCGGUCAUGUGGACGAAGGUGCGCAAGGGACUGACCGUGUACAUCUUUGAGCCCUUUGGACAAUGGUGUUGUAUCCAACCAAAAGAUGUCUCAAAGAUGCCGGAGAGUGCUUGGAAGCUGGUCUUCUACACAAUGUCGUGGUCAUACAGCACCUACCUUUUGUUUUUCACUAGCUAUUCCUUCUUUCAAAACCCCCCAUCUGUGUUUUACGACUGGAAGAGUGGGAUGUCGGUUCCCACUGAUAUCACGAUAGCUUACCUAAUCCAGGGCAGCUUCUAUGGCCACUCCAUAUAUGCCACCAUUUACAUGGACGCCUGGAGGAAGGACUCCCUUGUCAUGGUGGUGCAUCACUUUAUCACUCUGGCCCUGAUCACAUUCUCCUAUGCCUUCAGAUACCACAACAUUGGCAUUCUCGUUCUCUUUCUUCAUGACAUCAAUGACAUUCAGUUGGAAUUCACCAAGAUCAACGUUUACUUCAAGACUCGGGGAGGGAAAGAGUACCUCAUCAAUGAUGUCCUGUCCAACAUGGGGGCUAUUAGUUUUAGCAUCACAUGGUUUUGGUUCCGUUUGUACUGGUUCCCCCUCAAAGUGCUGUGGGCCUCCUGUGUCACCAGCAUCCAGUCGGUUCCCCACAUCCCUUUCUACUUCUUCUUCAACAUACUCCUGUUUGCCCUGCUCCUCAUGAACAUCUACUGGUUCCUGUUCAUUGUGCUGUUUGUGGUGAAGGCCCUGACGGGCCAGAUGACGGAGGUAAAUGACGUCCGGGAGUACGAGGAUGAGGACCUAAAGGAGAAAAAAGACACUAAUGAUCAGAUGUCUACCGAAGGGAAACACGUGCAGAAUGGGAUCAGCAAGAAGAAACAUCUAUAAUGUGUAGGUGCUGCCACCUGCAGGCACUUAAUGAUGACUGCAAGGUACUUAUGUGAACUAGUUUGAUUCUAACCUCAGAACGCCAACGUGUUUGGAUCAUCAUGAGAAAGAAGAAACAAUAUUGACCGUCAUUUGCAUUUUAUCUUGAUAAUUAUAAUUGUAACUGAUAUUAUAAUUGUAAUCAUAGCACUGUGAAUGUUGUUUGUUAUCUGUUUUGUGCAUUGCUUAAUUUGUUUUAAGUUAAAUGAGUGACCUGAAAUUAUGGUGGGAGUGAGAAACAAUCCAAUGCAUUUUAGAGAACAGCGGAAACCAUGAUAACCAGGUUUUUUGGUCAUCAUCUGGGACCAGUUUGUUUUAGAUUUAGACCACUGUUUUUUGCUGUUCUGGUGUAUUUUAUAUUCCAUGAGUGAAAGAAUUAAAAAGGGUUCAUACGUAACUUGUGGUAGGCGAGUACUAGUGGAGUGGUUCUCAAAAAGUGGGUUGAAGGUCUAAUCUCAAAAGCAAAGGAAAUGGAAAUGUUACAAGUUUAUAAUUAAAAUAAGUUAAAUGCAAAGGAUAUAACACAAUUAAUUAUGUAAUAACACACAGUUAAUGCAGUUUAUGAAACAAACUUUUACCAUAUCUUUUGUUGUCUGUAUCCAAGAGCAGGUUGUGCAUCAAAUCACAUCCAAUGAUAUUUCAGCAGAAAUUCAUGUAUAUUAUUAGUAGACAUUGAAAUUAUUAGUAGUCUCUUGAAAACCAUGAAUACAAUCUUGCAUGGUAAAAACUAAAAAACAAACAUUCAGAAUACAAUAUAGGUAUACAAGUAUAAACAGUUUGAUAGAUAUUGUGCACACUGCAUAUUAAAAAAAGUAAUCAAAACGAAGUGACUUUAUGCUUUAAAGCCAAAUAAAACUUGUCCCUUUGAAAUAAGUUUAUUUUUCUAAACUUCUUGGCUGAUAUUUUAUCUUGUCUGAAGUAAAAACUACAAUUUUCAGAAAACAAGACUACAUAUUUUGUCAUUUACUGUACCAUUAUUCAAUAAGGUAUUUAGACAUACUUGAAAACAAGAAAACUUAUCCAUCACUUUUGCAGUGUGGCCUUAAGAAGUUAAUUGUAAUAUUAAUACAUUUAAAGUUUAAUCAAUUGACAAAAACGAUAUAAAAUCAGUAUCCUGAAGAAAAACCAGUUGAGAACCACUGUACUAGUUAAAGUCUAACACCCUAUGCAGGGUUACAACAGCAGAUUAGCCUGAUCUGCAUAUCAAAAUAAAUCCCAUUUGUACAGUAUUACCGUUUUUGAAUGAACAAGAGAAUCGCUUUCAAUGUUUUGAUUACAAAAUACUGCUUGCAUCCCAUUCAUAGAUUCCCGCCCCCCACCCCAGCAACCGUUGCUGUAAUGGCGCGAUCUAAGCUAGCUUCUGAUUGGCUUAACACUUUACACUCAGAUGCUAUAUCGUGUUUGUUUCGCUAAAAUAAGGAUCAAAACUUAACAGAAGUUGAUCGUGGAUGCUUAUUCAGUCCGACAUGUUUUACUCUACUCAAAUUAAUCGAAGUAUUUAUGCGGAUGUUGUAUUCAGGAACGCAUGAUAUCUGAGAAUAUGCUUUAUGAAGAAAUUAUAUGUCGUGACACUGAUAUCUCCAGAACUAACAUAAUACUUGAAAAGAUGAUUUGCCUUCUGUAUCAAAAGUUCCCUUUUGGACGAAGCUUCGCACACAAACAGACGUCGCUGUAGUCAUGUCUUCCGCUCCUGUUGCUACUUUUAGAUGCUUUGUUUUAGCG
Messenger RNA from Carassius auratus (goldfish), 3805 nucleotides. RefSeq names its product ceramide synthase 1-like. Lineage: Eukaryota; Metazoa; Chordata; Actinopteri; Cypriniformes; Cyprinidae. The transcript is spliced from 7 exons. Gene Ontology annotation, biological process: ceramide biosynthetic process. Gene Ontology annotation, cellular component: membrane. Gene Ontology annotation, molecular function: sphingosine N-acyltransferase activity. The coding region runs from base 971 to 2044 and encodes 357 amino acids. The record is from RefSeq and is a predicted model, not a curated record.